Molecule: messenger RNA, 2114 nt
Organism: Insectozyma verbasci
Lineage: Eukaryota; Fungi; Ascomycota; Pichiomycetes; Serinales; Debaryomycetaceae
Source: the annotation of a GenBank genome assembly
AUGGUUCUUCCAAGAUUAUUUAAUACUACUACUUCACGUGCUGCUUUCAAAGCAGUUACACGUAAUAGUUUAUUUGCUAAUAGAACUUUAGCAACUGCUGCUAAUUCAGAAGGUAAAGUUAGGUACGUAAUCAACUCAAUUAUAUAACUGCUUGAUUUUUUUUUGUUGUGACAUCAAUUAAUCAAUUGAAUUAAUUCAAUUGCCAUCUGGCUGCAGUUCCCCCUGUUUCAGUUUUUAAUGUUGAGAAUUUUAGGGGAAAAUGAGGAAUUAGAGUAAAACAAAAAAGCUUAAUGAACACGAUCCACAAUUAUCAUCAAUUACAGAACAAUUUCAAGUCUACUUCCACCUUUCAUCGUGUUGUUGUUCCAUGCCCAAUCAAAUUUUUCACAAUUCUUCAUUUUUUUUUCAAUUUUUCGUUCGCAAUGCGAACUAACCAAUUAAAGUUUUUUUGAAUCACAGAAACAAAUUUUGCAGCCAAAUAUAAGAAAUAUACUAACAUAUUUAAUAGAGCUGUUAUUGGUGCCGUUGUUGAUGUCCAUUUCGAUGAUGGUAAUUUACCAGCUAUUUUCAAUGCUUUAAAAUUGAAAAAUGGUGAUCAAGAUUUAAUUUUAGAAGUUGCACAACAUUUAGGUGAAAACACUGUUAGAGCUAUUGCUAUGGAUGGUACCGAAGGUUUAGUUAGAGGUACUAAAGUUUCAGACACUGGUGCUCCAAUUUCAGUUCCAGUCGGUAGAGGUACUUUAGGUAGAAUCUUAAAUGUUACUGGUGAUCCAAUUGAUGAAAGAGGUCCAAUUGAAUGUAAAAAAAGAAACCCAAUUCAUGCUGAACCACCAGCAUUCAUUGAACAAUCAACUGCUGCUGAAGUUUUAGAAACUGGUAUUAAAGUUGUUGAUUUAUUAGCUCCAUACGCAAGAGGUGGUAAAAUUGGUUUAUUCGGUGGUGCAGGUGUUGGUAAAACAGUCUUUAUCCAAGAAUUAAUUAACAAUAUUGCUAAAGCUCAUGGUGGUUUCUCAGUUUUCACUGGUGUUGGUGAAAGAACAAGAGAAGGUAAUGAUUUAUACCGUGAAAUGCAAGAAACUGGUGUUAUUAAUCCAGAAGGUGAAUCAAAAGUCGCUUUAGUUUUCGGUCAAAUGAAUGAACCACCUGGUGCUAGAGCUAGAGUUGCUUUAACUGGUUUAACUAUUGCCGAAUAUUUCAGAGAUGAAGAAGGUGCUGAUGUCUUAUUAUUUAUUGAUAAUAUUUUUAGAUUUACUCAAGCAGGUUCAGAAGUCUCAGCUUUAUUGGGUCGUAUUCCAUCAGCUGUCGGUUAUCAACCAACUUUGGCAACGGAUAUGGGUUUAUUACAAGAACGUAUUACAACUACUAAAAAAGGUUCAGUCACUUCAGUUCAAGCUGUUUACGUCCCUGCGGAUGAUUUAACAGAUCCAGCUCCAGCUACCGUAUGUAUCAAAUUACUUUUAAGUUUGACUGAUUACUAACAAUUUUAGACGUUUGCCCAUUUGGAUGCAACUACUGUUUUAGAUAGAGGUAUUUCAGAAUUAGGUAUUUACCCUGCAGUUGAUCCAUUAGAUUCAAAAUCAAGAUUAUUAGAUGCUGCAAUUGUUGGUCAAGAACAUUACGAUGUUGCAACCGGUGUUCAACAAACAUUGCAAGCAUAUAAAUCUUUACAAGAUAUAAUUGCGAUCUUGGGUAUGGAUGAAUUGUCAGAAGCUGAUAAGUUGACCGUUGAAAGGGCCAGAAAGAUUCAAAGAUUCUUAUCACAACCAUUUGCUGUCGCUGAAGGUAUGUAUCGAUGCAAGUAAAAUAAGAACGCAAUACUAACAUUACUGAUAGUUUUUACAGGUAUUCCAGGUAAAUUAGUUAGAUUAAGUGAAACGUACGUAUAAAAUCAUUUUUUUUAAAACUAUCAUGAGUUGAAUACUAACCAAUUACCUCAAGCAUAAAAAGUUUUAAGGAUGUUUUAGAAGGGAAAUACGACACACUUCCUGAAUCGUACGUAACAUUAAUUUAAACUAACUGAAUUAUACUAACUUUUUUUUAGGAGUUUUUAUAUGGUCGGAGGUAUUGAAGACGUCGUUGCUAAAGCUGAAAAAUUAGCUGCUGAAGGUAAAUAA